Messenger RNA from Mya arenaria, 2418 nucleotides. RefSeq lists its product as uncharacterized. The transcript has a single exon. The record is from RefSeq and is a predicted model, not a curated record. Lineage: Eukaryota; Metazoa; Mollusca; Bivalvia; Myida; Myidae. Bases 1 to 2418 code for a protein of 805 amino acids.
AUGGCCAGUGUCAAUGUGACGUGUUAUGCCCAGGUUAGAACGGCCAGUGUCAAGGUUACGUGUUAUGCCCAGUCUAGAACGGCCAGUGUCAAGGUUACGUGUUAUGCCCAGUCUAGAACGGCCAGUGUCAAGGUUACGUGUUAUGCCCAGUUUAGAACGGCCUGUGUCAAGGUUACGUGUUAUGCCCAGUUUAGAACGGCCUGUGUCAAUGUGACGUGUUAUGCCCAGUUUAGAACGGCCUGUGUCAAGGUUACGUGUUAUGCCCAGUUUAGAACGGCCAGUGUCAAUGUGACGUGUUAUGCCCAGUUUAGAACGGCCUGUGUCAAGGUUACGUGUUAUGCCCAGUUUAGAACGGCCUGUGUCAAGGUUACGUGUUAUGCCCAGUUUAGAACGGCCUGUGUCAAGGUUACGUGUUAUGCCCAGUUUAGAACGGCCUGUGUCAAUGUGACGUGUUAUGCCCAGUUUAGAACGGCCUGUGUCAAGGUUACGUGUUAUGCCCAGUUUAGAACGGCCAGUGUCAAGGUUACGUGUUAUGCCCAGUUUAGAACGGCCUGUGUCAAGGUUACGUGUUAUGCACAGUUUAGAAAGGCAUGUGUCAAGGUUACGUGUUAUGCCCAGUUUAGAACGGCCUGUGUCAAGGUUACGUGUUAUGCACAGUUUAGAAAGGCAUGUGUCAAGGUUACGUGUUAUGCCCAGUUUGGAACGGUCAAAGUCAAUGUGACGUGUUAUGCCCAGUCUAGAACGGCCAGUGUCAAGGUUACGUGUUAUGCCCAGUUUAGAACGGCCUGUGUCAAGGUUACGUGUUAUGCCCAGUUUAGAACGGCCUGUGUCAAGGUUACGUGUUAUGCACAGUUUAGAAAGGCAUGUGUCAAGGUUACGUGUUAUGCCCAGUUUAGAACGGCCUGUGUCAAGGUUACGUGUUAUGCCCAGUUUAGAACGGCCAGUGUCAAGGUUACGUGUUAUGCCCAGUUUAGAACGGCCAGUGUCAAGGUUACGUGUUAUGCCCAGUUUAGAACGGCCAGUGUCAAGGUUACGUGUUAUGCCCAGUUUAGAACGGCCUGUGUCAAGGUUACGUGUUAUGCCCAGUUUAGAACGGCCUGUGUCAAUGUGACGUGUUAUGCCCAGUUUAGAACGGCCUGUGUCAAGGUUACGUGUUAUGCCCAGUUUAGAACGGCCAGUGUCAAUGUGACGUGUUAUGCCCAGUUUAGAACGGCCUGUGUCAAGGUUACGUGUUAUGCCCAGUUUAGAACGGCCUGUGUCAAGGUUACGUGUUAUGCACAGUUUAGAAAGGCAUGUGUCAAGGUUACGUGUUAUGCCCAGUUUAGAACGGCCUGUGUCAAGGUUACGUGUAAUGCACAGUUUAGAAAGGCAUGUGUCAAGGUUACGUGUUAUGCCCAGUUUGGAACGGUCAAAGUCAAUGUGACGUGUUAUGCCCAGUCUAGAACGGCCAGUGUCAAGGUUACGUGUUAUGCCCAGUUUAGAACGGCCUGUGUCAAGGUUACGUGUUAUGCACAGUUUAGAAAGGCAUGUGUCAAGGUUACGUGUUAUGCCCAGUUUAGAACGGCCUGUGUCAAGGUUACGUGUUAUGCCCAGUUUAGAACGGCCAGUGUCAAGGUUACGUGUUAUGCCCAGUUUAGAACGGCCAGUGUCAAGGUUACGUGUUAUGCCCAGUCUAGAACGGCCAGUGUCAAGGUUACGUGUUAUGCCCAGUUUAGAACGGCCUGUGUCAAGGUUACGUGUUAUGCCCAGUUUAGAACGGCCUGUGUCAAUGUGACGUGUUAUGCCCAGUUUAGAACGGCCUGUGUCAAGGUUACGUGUUAUGCCCAGUUUAGAACGGCCAGUGUCAAUGUGACGUGUUAUGCCCAGUUUAGAACGGCCUGUGUCAAGGUUACGUGUUAUGCCCAGUUUAGAACGGCCUGUGUCAAGGUUACGUGUUAUGCACAGUUUAGAAAGGCAUGUGUCAAGGUUACGUGUUAUGCCCAGUUUAGAACGGCCUGUGUCAAGGUUACGUGUUAUGCACAGUUUAGAAAGGCAUGUGUCAAGGUUACGUGUUAUGCCCAGUUUGGAACGGUCAAAGUCAAUGUGACGUGUUAUGCCCAGUCUAGAACGGCCAGUGUCAAGGUUACGUGUUAUGCCCAGUUUAGAACGGCCUGUGUCAAGGUUACGUGUUAUGCCCAGUUUAGAACGGCCUGUGUCAAGGUUACGUGUUAUGCACAGUUUAGAAAGGCAUGUGUCAAGGUUACGUGUUAUGCCCAGUUUAGAACGGCCUGUGUCAAGGUUACGUGUUAUGCCCAGUUUAGAACGGCCAGUGUCAAGGUUACGUGUUAUGCCCAGUUUAGAACGGCCAGUGUCAAGGUUACGUGUUAUGCCCAGUCUAGAACGGCCAGUGUCAAGGUUACGUGUUAUGCCCAGUUUUGA